AUGGCUCCUCCCGAUGAGAACGGUACGGAUAAUUCGACGGAAAACCACCUCCGUUUCGAUGAGCCAAAAUUCGACAACGAAGGUGAAGGUGGUCGCAAACAAUCCGGCGCUGAACACAAGGGUUCCAUCUACGCCAAACCAGACCUGGAAAACGGCGAGGAAUAUGCUAAUCUAGUCGCUUACAUCUCUUCUUACUAUGAAGGUCCCCGAAGAAAGUCGGUCGUGUCGAUGGAAGGCGGCGAUGCGAAGAAGCCUUGGUGGAAGUUUUGGUCUCGCGGUCCCAAAGCCGAGAAAGGAGAUGGCUCCUUAGAGAUCCCUGACGAUUGGCUCGAGGCCGAUAUCAAGCAGGGUAUCUCGAACACUGAGGUUGAGAACCGUCGCAAGAAGACCGGAUUCAACGAGUUGACGACUGAGAAAGAAAACUUGUUCCUCAAGUUCCUGUCAUACUUCACGGGUCCCAUCCUUUAUGUCAUGGAAAUCGCUGUCCUCGUCGCUGCAGGUCUACGUGAAUGGAUCGAUUUCGGUGUCAUCAUUGCCAUUCUACUCCUCAACGCUACUGUCGGUUGGUAUCAAGAAAAGCAGGCUGCCGAUGUCGUUGCAUCUCUCAAGGGUGACAUUGCUAUGAGAGCCACAGUCGUUCGUGAUGGUAAAGAAGAGGACAUCAAGGCUCGUGAACUUGUUCCCGGAGAUAUCAUCAUCAUCGAAGAAGGCCAGGUCAUCCCAGCUGACGCCCGGUUGAUCUGCAACUACGACGCCCCAGAGGCCUUCGAGGAAUACAAAGAGCUGAUGCGUCAAGAACUCAAUGAACCUUCCGAGAAGAAGGAAGGGGCAGAGGAUGACGAAGAGGAGGAGAAACAUCAUGGUCAUUCCUUGAUUGCCGCCGAUCAGUCUGCUAUCACUGGGGAAUCCUUGGCCGUUGACAAAUUCAUGGGUGAUACCGCAUACUACACCACUGGUUGCAAGCGUGGAAAGGCCUUCGCUGUGGUGACUGCACCUGCCAGGACCUCUUUCGUCGGCCGAACUGCUUCACUGGUUCAGGGUGCCAAAGAUCAGGGCCAUUUCAAGGCUAUCAUGAACUCCAUUGGUACUGCGCUCCUCGUAAUCGUCGUGGCCUGGAUCUUGAUCGCCUGGAUUGGUGCUUUCUUCCAUCAUCUCAGGAUUGCUACACCUGAAAACAGUUCCAACAACCUGCUCCACUAUCUUUUGAUUCUACUGGUCGUUGGUGUCCCUGUCGGUCUACCUGUUGUGACAACUACAACUUUGGCUGUUGGUGCUGCGUACUUGGCUAAGGAUAAGGCAAUUGUUCAGAAGUUGACCGCUAUUGAAUCGUUGGCAGGUGUCGAUGUCCUCUGCUCUGACAAAACCGGGACCCUUACAGCCAACCAACUGUCCAUCCGUGAACCUUACGUCGCAGAAGAUGUCGAUGUCAAUUGGAUGAUGGCAGUCGCAGUCCUGGCCUCCUCUCACAACAUCAAGUCACUGGAUCCUAUCGACAAGGUUACUAUCCUUACGCUCAAGCGUUAUCCCAAAGCACGAGAAAUUUUGGAGCAAGGCUGGAAGACCCAGAAAUACACUCCCUUUGACCCUGUCUCAAAGCGUAUCACUUGCGAAUGUACAUGCGAUGGUCACAGUUACGUUGCAGCAAAGGGUGCACCAAAGGCUAUUCUCAACCUUUCAGAGUGCACUCAAGAGACGUCGGAUCUGUUCAAGAAUAAGGCUGCGGAAUUCGCUCGUAGAGGUUUCCGAUCUCUAGGUGUUGCUGUCAAGAAGGACAACGAGCCAUGGGAGCUACUCGGAAUGUUGUCCAUGUUCGAUCCUCCUCGUGAAGAUACCGCUCAGACCAUCGCUGAGGCUCAAUUCCUUGGUCUUCAGGUCAAAAUGCUUACAGGUGAUGCUAUUGCUAUCGCCAAGGAAACCUGCAAGAUGUUGGCUCUAGGUACCAAAGUCUACAACUCCGACAGACUGAUCCACGGUGGACUUAGCGGCACAACUCAACACGACCUCGUAGAGAGAGCCGAUGGUUUUGCCGAAGUCUUCCCCGAGCACAAGUACCAGGUCGUGGAAAUGAUCCAACAGCGAGGACAUCUUACUGCCAUGACAGGUGACGGUGUUAAUGACGCGCCUUCUCUCAAGAAGUCUGAUUGUGGUAUUGCUGUAGAGGGAGCUUCCGAAGCCGCCCAGGCCGCCGCCGAUAUCGUCUUCCUUGCACCCGGUCUUAGCACUAUCGUCAGCGCCAUCAAGAUUGCACGACAGAUCUUCCAGCGUAUGAAAGCUUAUAUCCAAUACCGUAUCGCCCUCUGCUUCCAUUUGGAGAUCUACUUGGUCACCUCAAUGGUCAUCAUUAACGAGACUAUUGGUGUCUCACUUAUUGUCUUUCUUGCUCUGUUCGCCGAUUUGGCAACCAUCGCUGUGGCCUACGACAAUGCUCAUUUCGAAGCUCGCCCUGUGGAAUGGCAGUUGCCAAAGAUCUGGGUUAUCAGUGUCACUAUGGGAGCUCUGCUUGCACUCGGUACUUGGGUUAUUCGUGGCUCUAUGUUCCUCCCCAACGGAGGUAUCAUCGAGAACUUCGCCAACGUUCAAGAGGUCCUCUUCCUAGAAGUCUCCUUGACCGAAAAUUGGCUCAUCUUCGUUACCCGUGGCGGUCAAACCUGGCCAUCUUGGCAACUUGUUGCCGCCAUCUUCGGUGUCGAUGUUCUGUCAACUUUGUUCUGUGUCUUUGGAUGGCUCUCCGGCGACGGCUAUGCCACAGAUCCUCGCGACCGCGCCAAUCUCAACCCGAAUGGUCGCACGAGCGUUGUGACUGCCGUUGUCAUCUGGGCUUACUCUAUCGGUGUUACCAUUGUCAUCGCCAUCAUCUACUAUCUGAUGAACCAGAUCGAAUGGCUCGAUAACCUCGGCCGCAAGAGCCGUAGCCGCAGCGAUACCCAGAUGGAGAACAUCAUCGGUCAUCUCAGCAAGGUCGCCAUCGAGCACGAGCGCGACGAUAAGGGUGGUAGCCGCUGGCAUCUGGGCACGAGAGCUACGGAGGCCGAGAUGGACGAAUAG
Messenger RNA from Letharia columbiana, 3045 nucleotides. RefSeq lists its product as uncharacterized. Bases 1 to 3045 code for a protein of 1014 amino acids. Gene Ontology annotation, molecular function: ATP binding; ATP hydrolysis activity; P-type proton-exporting transporter activity. The transcript is spliced from 8 exons. The record is from RefSeq and is a predicted model, not a curated record. NCBI's taxonomy places the organism in Eukaryota, Fungi, Ascomycota, Lecanoromycetes, Lecanorales, Parmeliaceae. Gene Ontology annotation, cellular component: plasma membrane. Gene Ontology annotation, biological process: regulation of intracellular pH; proton export across plasma membrane.